Molecule: messenger RNA, 635 nt
Organism: Cuscuta campestris
Lineage: Eukaryota; Viridiplantae; Streptophyta; Magnoliopsida; Solanales; Convolvulaceae
Source: the annotation of a GenBank genome assembly
ACUACUAGUAAUCUAGCAGUAUCAAUAUUGGUAUUAUUGUAAUAAUAUUAUUGUAUAGACACAAACACAAGAAAGAAAACCAAUUAUUGAAAAAUUAAGUUGAACAAUAAUUAUUUGACCAAAUUACCCCGAGUAAAAGAAAUUAAGGGAGUUCAUGUUCCUUGUGAGUCUGACGGACUGGUCAACCUUGCCGGAGACGAUCCAUACAGGUGAGGACGAAUCCUUUCUUGAUCUCAGCGCUGUCGAGGUAGGUCCCGACGGACUGGUCAACCUUGCCGGAGACGAUCUUUCCGACGCAGGUGGAGCAAGCUCCGGCGCGGCACGUGUAAGGCAGAUCCAGUCCCUGUUCCUCCGCCGCAUCCAGGAUGUACUCGUUCUUCGGGCACUUGAUCAACCUUCCUUCCCCUUCGGAGUCACCAGCGUCACCUUGUAGGUCGCGGCGGCGAUCAGGCGGCUCGGCCUUCCGGCGCCGCCGUACGCGACGGAGGACGGCUUGUUGAUCCCCGGUUGCUCCUUUCCGACGAGAGAGACCGAGCUCCGGCUCAUUUCCGCCGCCGCCGGGAAGGAUGUGCUACUCAGCAUAGUGCCGACGGAGAGAGAAGCUGCCAUUUUUUUCGGUAGGUAGUUGGAGUAUG